UUAUAAGACACCUCGGACAAAGCUUGAUAAGGCUCAUAAUAAUAAUUGUUUUCCAUCUUGGUCCUAGUCGCUUUGCCAUCUGUAAUAGCUCUUCUGUUUACUGCUCUGUCUCUUCUGUAUCAUAAUUGUUGAUAGUUAAUUUCUGAAAAACUGUCUAAAUUCAGUUUUUAUCAAGAACGAGAGCCGAUUUCUUGAAAAGAAAGGGAAUCGUCCCCCGCUGCUGAUGACGGUGCCUCCAGGCGCCGUCACGUGUCCGUAACCAUGGAAACGACUAAACAAGCGGGCCUCGCUCAGUCCGCGCGCGCCGGUGUAAGCGGAGGGAAAAUAAGGACCAAACUCGGGGAAGGUUAAUAAAACUAGAAGGGGUCUUACCUGUUUGUGGUUAUUAUGACGGCCGCCUUCUAAUUAUCAAGGUAAUUAUCGAGGUUUUACAUGCAUCAUGUCUCGAGAGAAUGAAGGUAAAACACGGUACUCCUCCGCGGAGGAAACCGCGGAUAAUCCCGAGACGGGGGAGCCAAAGGUGCGAGAGGAGGGAGAUGCAGAAGACCCCCCACACAAGGAGAGAGGGGUCCAUACGGCCGACAGCACUGCCACAGAAGAGAAUGAAGGUAAAACGUGGGAGCCAGAGGUGCGAAACGAGAGGAGUGCAGAAGACCCCCCACACAGCCCAGCUGAGACCCUUGAGGAGAGAGUGGUGUCUACAGGGCUGAGUUUUUCAUCCAUCACGUCUCAAGAAGAGGAUGAAGGUCAAACACAGGACUCCGCCACGGAGGAAACUGCGGAUAAUCCCGAGACUGUGGAGCCAAAGGUGCAAGAGGAGAGGGAUGCAGAAGACCCCCCACACAAGGAGAGAGGGGUCCAUAUGGCCGGCAGCACUGCCACAGUCAAGGUAAAGCUCCUUCCUGAUGGACGCAUCGUGACUGCAGCCUUUUCAACUGCACUGACCAUCCAGGAUCUGAAAAUUUAUUUUUCAAAAGAGCUAAAAAUCCCAUCUGAUGUCAUAGAAAUUCUCCUCUAUGGUGAUGCUGUUGCAGACCAUGAGACGCUCAUCAGUUUGGGAGUCCAGCCACAUGGCGCAGUUGAGUUGGAGCUGCGUUCCUCUGACCCCACCGGAUACCCGAUCCGCCCCUUGAAACAGCAAGCGGAGUAUAGCACGCAGGACGUCAUCACUGUGAGGGUUCAAAAAGAUCCAAAGUCAGAGGCUUUCCAGCAAGUGGUGGUGGAGAUAGAUAGGGUCAUGCAGAAGAAGGCCUUCCUAGGUGGGUUCCGGCACAAGAUCUCAGGGACGGAGUUCCACCACGCCGCGGUGCAAACCCUGCCCAGGAGGAGACCGGACCGUGGUGUGAAGAUGUUCUCUCAAUGGACACAGACGGUUGAGACGAAGUCCCAGGCUGUGCAGCUGGCCAACACAACAUCCACGCAGAUGACGAAGAUCGGCUGCUAUGUGUCCAACAUGGAGGACAAAGUCAUCACCCCGGGAACGUACAUCACUGCUGACGAGUACCACAGCAAGAGGCUGAAGGCGGUGAUCGUUCUACAGACGUACGUGAGACAGUGGCAGGCCAGGCGUGUGACGGAUCGGCUCCGGAAGGACAAGGAGCGCCGUGUGGAAUGGGUGAAGAAGGAGGAGCUGAGGAAGAAGAGGGAGAAGGAGGAGCGCCUGAAAGUCGAGUAUCACAGAAGGAUGAAUCCGGAGACGAAGGAAGACUUUGACCUGCUGUACAACGCUGUGGACAAGUGGAGGCAGGAGGAGCUGGAGCGCAUCAACGCCACCCUCAGCGGGCCGGAGCGCAAGGCGGCCCUGUGCGCACUGCUGGAGCAGGAGACGCAGUUCAUCGCGUACAUCGGGCAGCAUCGCUUCGCCGCCGCCGAGAAGAACCGCCUGAGGUCCCUACAGGCCUUCCUGGAAAAGUGCGCCGCCCCCAAGAGAUGGCUGGCGUUUGACGGCAAAGUGACCCUCAUGGACACUCAGCACACCAUCAGGGCCAGGGAGCUCAAGGAGCUGUACAGCAGCGUUACGGCGCAGAGCGUGAGCCACGAAGAGAGACUUCGAGCGCUUCUGAGCCUCAGAAACAUCGUCAAGAAUCACGACUGCAAGCUGACACGUGAAAUUGUGGAGCUCAUCGACAGAGAGAUGGACCUCCUGUCCAGAAGUGUCAGGGAGGCCAACUUGGGUGGGCUGAGGACGAGGAUCGCCACGCUCUUCCUCCAGUACAUCAAGACUCCUGUCUUCAACCCUGAGGUCUCCAGGUUGCUGAAGGUUCCCCAGGAUCCUGUCCAGCUGAAGCAGGACAUGUUCUUCUGCCUCGGCUGCGGUGGUUACCGCCGAGCCGCAGACUUUUCCCUGACGUCGAACUCGCGGACGGUGGGCCGCUGCACGCACUGCGGACAGCUGGACAAUGAAGGCCGUCUGCGAGAGGACCUCUCCCUCUACAAGGACAUCCUCUGCCGGCUGCAGCAGACAGAGAUCGAGCACAGCAAGGAGGCCCAGAUCCCCUUCUUGCUCCAGGAGCGUGACCUGCGCUACCUGGUGGACGUGGUGUGGGAGGCCCAGUCGGCCCUCAGCGCCUGGAACGAUCUGCACGACCUGGUGACGGUGCGCUGGGAUCGCUCCCGGGAAUGGAGCCCCUGGAACUGCAUCCUGCUCACCGAGGACGAAGCCACCGCCCACCUGAAGCUGGAAAAUGUGGAGCAGGCGUACGGCGUGCCCUUCGUCCACAGCGUGCAGCACAGACACACACUGGGCAGGAAGUACUUCUCCCGCAUCCCACGCAUGGCCGAGAUGCUCCGACAAUCGGACACCCAGCAAGUGGCUUAGGCUCCUCCCCCAAUGUCUCUGACGCACCUUGCUGAUGAUCUGAUCCAGCAUCCAUCUGUUUGUGUGACUGCAUGGUGUCCUUUAGAGUCUCCUGGAGCACCACAGCUCAAAGGAGUCUUCCCUGCUGCUGUUUUCACAUCCAUGUAGUGUUCCAGAACAUACCGUGGCCCGGACGCUUAUAUUUGUUCCUGUGGACGCAUCCGCGCAUGUGAGGACUUUUUCCGGAUCUUUCACGGGAGCUCUGCUGAUCUUCGGGUCUUCCUCAUCUUCUGCAGUUAGUGGGGUGUCCUCGGCAUGACGGAGACAGAGAUGUUGCUUCCACCAGCUUUUAACCACUUUUCUGCUUCUCGUAAUGUGCUCAGUGUCCAUGUUGCAAAGGUUAGGAGACAGAAAGCAGCCUUGUUGAGCCUUGUCAAGAGCUGACAUCCUCACGAUGAUGCUGAACAACGAGAACAGUGUAAAUCAUAGUAAUGUUGCUCCAAAUGAUGUUUUCAGCACGCCACAUUUCAAACACGUCCUUCGUCUUUUAACAGCGAGGCCGUUUUCCCCAGGCUGCACCCAUGGGUGCGUCCAAAAGGGUAAAAACCAAGAGUUCUGCUGCACUGCGGUAAGAGGGCACUUAUCGCUCACCCGGGCAUGUAAGCGUGUGUCUUUCAGCUGUAGACAGACAGCGUGGUGAUUAUAACUGCUGCCUGUGGACCCAAAUGUAACAGGUUUGAAUCCCAGC
Molecule: messenger RNA, 3545 nt
Organism: Scleropages formosus (Asian bonytongue)
Lineage: Eukaryota; Metazoa; Chordata; Actinopteri; Osteoglossiformes; Osteoglossidae
Gene: iqub
Product: IQ motif and ubiquitin domain containing
Exons: 14
Coding region: 440-2818 (792 amino acids)
Biological process (GO): flagellated sperm motility; cilium assembly
Cellular component (GO): motile cilium; acrosomal vesicle
Molecular function (GO): protein binding
Source: RefSeq, a predicted model, not a curated record